CGGCCCGGUGAGGCGCGGCGCGGCGGCAUGCGGCGGCGGCCGUGGAGGGGCCGCGGGCCGGGCCGGCGGGCGCGGGGAUGAGCGUCGGCGGCCGCCGCCAUGUCCAGGGUCACGGCGCCCGGGCCCGGGCCGCCGGCGGCGGCGGCGGCGGGCGGGAAGGAGAAGCGCUCCUUCAGCAAGCGGCUGUUCCGGAGCGGCCGCGCGGGCGGCGGGGGCGCGGGGGGCCCCGGGCCGGCCGCGCCCUCCUCGCCGGCGUCGUCGGCGCGCUCGGUGGGCAGCUUCAUGAGCCGCGUCCUCAAGACGCUGUCCACGCUCUCGCACCUGAGCUCCGAGGGCGCCGGGCCCGAGCGCGGCGGCCUGCGCAGCUGCUUCCCGCCGGGGCCGCCCGCCGCGCCCACGCCGCCCCCCGCCUGCCCGCCGCCGCCCGCCUCGCCCGCGCCGCCCGCCUGCGCGCACGCCGAGCCGGUGCCCGGCGUGGCGGGGCUCCGCAACCACGGCAACACGUGCUUCAUGAACGCCACGCUGCAGUGCCUCAGCAACACCGAGCUCUUCGCCGAGUACCUGGCGCUCGGCCAGUACCGGGCGGGCCGGCCCGAGCCCGAGCCCGAGCCCGAGCCGCCCGCGCCGGGCCACGGCGAGGUCACCGAGCAGCUGGCGCACCUGGUGCGCGCGCUCUGGACCCUGGAGUACACGCCGCAGCACAGCCGCGACUUCAAGAGCAUUGUGUCAAAGAACGCCCUGCAGUACCGGGGAAACUCCCAGCACGACGCCCAGGAGUUUCUGCUGUGGCUUUUGGACCGGGUUCACGAAGACCUUCACCAUGCAGUGCAGCCGAGCGACCAGCCGCCUCUGAAGCCACCGUCGGACACUGACCUCAUGCCGGAAGGACCGUCUUUUCCUGUCUGUAGCACUUUCGUACAGGAGCUUUUCCAGGCCCAGUACAGAUCCUCUUUGACAUGUCCUCACUGUCAGAAGCAGAGCAACACCUUUGACCCUUUCCUCUGCAUUUCCUUGCCAAUUCCUCUGCCGCACACAAGGCCUCUCUAUGUCACCGUAGUGUAUCAAGGGAAAUGCUCGCACUGCAUGAGGAUCGGGGUGGCCGUGCCUCUGUCGGGGACCGUCGCCAGGCUCCGGGAAGCAGUGUCCAUGGAGACAAAAAUCCCCACUGAGCAGAUCGUCUUAACGGAAAUGUACUACGACGGGUUCCAUCGUUCCUUCUGUGACACGGAUGACCUGGAGACCGUCCACGAAAGUGACUGCAUCUUUGCCUUUGAGACGCCAGAAAUAUUUCGGCCCGAAGGAAUUCUCAGUCAAAGAGGAAUCCACUUAAACAACAACCUGAACCACUUGAAGUACGGCCUGGACCCCCCGAGGCUGUCUCCCGCGAGCCCGGCCACGGCCAAGCAGGGGAAGGCAGACGCGCCCCCGUCCCGAGCGGGCAGCAGCAAGAUCGUCCUGCUGGUGUGCAACCGAGCCUGCAGCGGGCAGCAGGGGAAGCGGUUCGGGCUGCCCUUCGUGCUGCACCUGGAGAAGACCAUCGCGUGGGACCUGCUGCAGAAGGAGAUCCUGGAGAAGAUGAAGUACUUCCUGCGGCCCACAGUGUGCAUCCAGGUGUGCCCCUUCAGCCUGCGUGUGGUCAGCGUGGUGGGCAUCACGUACCUGCUGCCGCAGGAGGAGCAGCCCCUGUGCCACCCAACCGUGGAAAGGGCGCUGAAAUCUUGCGGACCGGGUGGCAGUGCGCACGUGAAGCUGGUGGUGGAAUGGGACAAGGAGACCAAGGAUUUCUUGUUCGCGAGCACCGAGGAGGAGUACAUCCCCGAUGCCGAGAGCGUGCGGCUGCAGAAGGAGCGCCACCACCAGCCACAGACCUGCACCUUGUCCCAGUGCUUCCAGCUCUACACCAAGGAGGAGCGGCUCGCCCCGGAUGACGCCUGGCGCUGCCCGCACUGCAAGCAGCUGCAGCAGGGCAGCAUCACCCUGAGCCUCUGGACGCUGCCUGACGUGCUCAUCAUCCACCUGAAGCGCUUCCGACAGGAAGGGGACCGGCGGCUGAAGCUCCAGAACAUGGUCAAGUUCCCCCUGACCGGCCUGGACAUGACCCCUCACGUGGUCAAGAGGAGCCAGAGCAGCUGGAGCCUGCCCUCCCACUGGUCUCCGUGGAGACGGCCCUACGGCCUCGGCAGGGACCCCGAGGACUGCGUCUAUGACCUGUAUGCUGUGUGCAAUCACCACGGCACCAUGCAAGGGGGGCACUACACAGCCUACUGCAAGAACUCGGUGGACGGGCUGUGGUACUGCUUUGACGACAGCGACGUGCAGCAGCUCUCGGAGGGCGAUGUGUGCACGCAGACGGCCUACAUCCUCUUCUACCAGAGGCGCACGGCCAUCCCGUCCUGGUCGGCCAACAGCUCCGUGGCGGGCUCCACGAGCUCCUCCCUGUGCGAGCACUGGGUGAGCCGGCUCCCGGGCAGCAAGCAGGCCAGCGUGACCUCCGCGGCCUCAUCCCGACGCACCUCCCUGGCCUCGCUCUCCGAGUCCGUGGAGAUGACGGGGGAGAGGAGCGAAGACGACGGCGGCUUCUCCACGCGGCCCUUCGUGAGGAGCGUCCAGCGUCAGAGCCUGUCGUCCAGGUCCUCGGUCACCAGCCCGCUGGCCGCCGCCGAGAGCUGCGUCCGGCCAUCCUGGCCGCUGUCGGCCAAGCUGCAGAUGCGCCCCAACUCCCCGUCCCGCUUCCCCGGGGACUCGCCGCUGCACACGUCGGCCUCCACGCUGGAGAAGAUCGGGGAGGCGGCGGACGACAAGGUGUCCAUCUCCUGCUUCGGCAGCCUGAGGAACCUGUCCAGCAGCUUCCAGGACGCGGGCGAGGGCCACGGCCGGCGGGAGCCGCGGGCGGGGGCCCGGGCCCCCCUGGCGGUCAUGGACGGCGUGUUCAAGGACGAGACGGGCCCCCGCCCGGGGCACCCCGGCGCCCUGGACGCGCCGAGCGGGCACCCGGCCCCGGGGGGCUGCUCGCCCGCUGACUCGGACCCCUUCGACAACAACAACCAGAUCGCCUACGUGGACCAGAGCGACUCGGUGGACAGCUCCCCGGUCAAGGAGGCGACCCCCCCGGGCCGCGCGGGGCCCCCCGCCAGGAAGCCCGAGAGUGCCGCCAAGAGGUCCCCGGGCACCAAGCGGGCCUCGGAGCCCGAGAGAGGCCUGCGCAAGGGGCGGCCGGUGCUGGCCAGCCAGGACUCGUCCCUCUCGAGCACCUCCCCGUCCUCGCCGGUCCCCGUGAAGGCCUCCCAGAAGCCCUCCCGCCCCCGGAGCAAAGCGGACGCCGCCUCCAGGAAGGAGGCCGGGGGUCGGCACCCGGCCCCCGCCCACGCCCGGAAGGAGCCCUCGGCCAGAGCCGCGGACUCGGCGUCCUCCCCGUCCCCGCAGAAGCCCAAGUCCGCGUCUUCCCUGGCCCACGCGCCUUCCUCCUCCGCUGCCAAGAAGGCCUCGGGCCCGGCCCCCAGGGGCCCCUUCCCCCCGGGGAAGGGCCGGACCUCGGAGCGGACCUUGAGCCGGGAGGGCUCGCGGCAGAGCCUGGCCUCCGACCGGGGCAGCCUCACGCCCGGCUCCAAGCCCGGCUCGCCCCGCGUGAGCCAGGCGCGGGCCGGCGAGAGCCGCGGGGACGGGCGGCACGUGCGCAGCAGCUCCAUGGCCAGCCUGCGCUCCCCGGGGGCCGGCGCCCGCGCGGGCCUCAAGCGGGACAGCAAGUCGGAGGACAAGGGGCUGUCCUUCUUCAAGUCGGCCCUGCGGCAGAAGGAGACGCGCCGCUCCACCGACCUGGGCAAGACGGCCCUGCUGUCCAGGAAGGCGGGCAAGGGCGCCUGCGCGGACGACCGGGCCGAGCGGGGCCCCCCGCCCCCCGCGCCCCAGCCGCCGCCGCCCGCCCCCAAGGACCCCGCGCCCGGCAGACACUCCCUGCUGUCCACCCGCAGGGCCAAGUCUUCCCAGCUGGAGGCGGGCGCGCCCGCGUCCCCCGGGGCCCGGCCGGCGGGGGCGGCCGAGAAGCCGGCCCCCAAGGUGCCCUCUAAGAGCAUGCCAACCUCUGCACGGCCCUCUCAGAAACCUCAGUGAGCCCCCCGCAGCCCCGGGAUCCGCUCUGCGGGAGACGCGGGUUUAUUUAUUUAGAGCCCCUCCCUGCCCCUCCCUGCCCCCCCUCUCCUCCCUCUCCCCACCCCUACUCCCCGCUUUUGUAUUCUUUUGGGGUCACGUGCCUGAGUCUGUGUGCGCACGCGCGUGUUGAGAGUGUGAGCGGAGUCUUGAGCGCGGAUGGGUCCGAGCGUCGCCUUAUUCCGUCUCUGAACCAAAAUAACAGCCCUGGGCUCUCGAGAGCACUGCGGGGCCUGGCGAAGGGGAGUCACUGGGAGACCGCGCGCCCCAGGGCGGAGGAGCCCCGAGCAGCUGGCUCGGAGAAUCCUGUGGCCCUCUGCCCACCGCGGGGGGCUGGGAACCCGGGAACCGACUCGGGCUGCACACCUCUGCCCUCCACACCCCCCGCACCCCCCCCCCCCGGCUGCGGCCCGUCACCCCCCUGCCAAGGGCCCCGGACUUGCCCGUGGCGCGCGACGGGGAGAAACCGAGGCAAAGACUCUCUGCUUCCUGCACUUUGGCCCCUUCUCCCAGUCUUUGCAAAGGGCAAUAUUUUCACACUAACGUUUCUCAGGUAUAUCUACGCGGCUGGCCUCGGGCGGGGUGGGGGCGGGGAGCCGGGGGUCCAGGGGCCGCUCCCGCCUCCCGCCACCCCUGGCGGCCCCGGUGGUCUGAGUCUCUCCAGCGAAGCGCGGCGUCCCCUGAGCCGCCUUCCCCAGGGGGGCGGGUUGGAGAUCUCACGGGCAGGCCGCCGGGGGGGGGGGCAGGCGUGGGUCCUGACCCGCCGGGCGGGCGUGGUGCGAUGGGCACCCCCGGGAGACUCCCCCGGGCAGGAGCCGACUCCAAGCGUCCGUCCGCCUCUCCCGGGGCCUCCGUCCCGGUGGGCAGCGCCGUGGGGAUCUUGCGCCUUGUAACCCAGAGAGGAAGGGCGUGGAGCACCCCCCCAGGCUGGUGGGGGGGCCGUGGGGGACCCCAGCCGACCCUGCCGCGACCCUCCUUCCUCACAGCUCCUCGGCAGUCUGGGGGUCUCUUCCCUGUGCUGAGCAGCGACUCUGACCCCGAACUCGCUCCCGGGCGCCGGUGCCCGCGGUCCCUGCGCCUGUGUCUCCCUGCAGCUGCCUCGCGAGGGACAGAAGCGGGGGCCUGCGGGGAGGGCAGGGGCGUCCCCGCCAACCUCCGUCGUUUCCCGAGCUUGUUGCAGGUGUCCCGACAAGUUGUAGGGUUUCGUUUCCUUUCUCAUUUUCUUCUUUUCCAUUUUUCUCUCUUUUCUUUUGGAUGUCAGGACAGUCCUGAUUGCCUUGGGAUAGCAUUUGUCACUCUGCCGGGAGGUAGCAGCGUGUCAAGUGUGUUAGUCUGUGAACAGCGGCGUUUCUUGUCCAGAGACUCUGCAGGUCCUGCCUGAAUCCUUGGUGCACAGUCCCGUGGGUCCUCUCCCCUGGCAGUGUUGCCGGCUGGGGGAUGGGGGGUCACGGGAGGGCGCACUGCUCUGGGUUCUGCACUGCCUGCCCCCUCCUUCUCUCCCUCCCCGCCUCCCCUCCCCUCUGUCCCUGCCUGCUCCCUCCCAUCUUCCAUCCUUCUUCCCAUCUCUCUCCCUCCCCACCUGUGGGGAAAUGUUUUCAGUCCUUGAGUUACUUAAUAUAAUUUUGCUGCUAAUUGGAGCCUUAGCAGGUAACUCGCAAGCCUGGAGACCGUGUAAUGUUGAGGGUAGCUGGAAUUUUCGACCCUCGCAGCAUUGGAGACUUCAGUCCUCAGCCUUGCGAGCAUUCCUGCAGUGCUCUGUGGAGCGCAUGGACCCUGAGCCGCUGUCCCCUGGCCCCCGGAUCGUGCUCAGAUCACUGGGUGUCUGUCCUCGUCCCCUCUCCAGCCGCUGGUGGCCCAAAGCAGUGCCCCCCCCCCCCCAGCUGGGCUGGCCCUGGAGGUCACAGUGGCUCCUGAGGGCCCCAUCAGUGUUUAGCCACUGCUAGUUCUCCUGUGUCACUUUUAUUUCCGGAGGGGGGGUGGCAUGCGGGAGUGGGACCGGGUGUGGGAUCAUCAGUAUCAGGAAGGGAACAUUUCAUUUGGACUUCUCUUUCUUUGAUAGGUAAAUCUCCUUUGAAAUCUCCUCUCUGGAGCGAUCCUUAGAAUUGCAGUUUGACUCUACAAAGGGUCACGGGGCUACUUCGAGGGGUGGGGAGGGGCCCUGUGGUCAGUUCAGCAUCGGGAGAAACUAGUUUGAUUUUUCUUUCCGCAGCAGUUAAUUUUUUUCUUUUUUAAUUCACGAGUCCUCCAGGAAUAUUUUUUUCCCCCAUUGUGUCUGGUGUUUUUAAAAAUUGACUCUGACCGAUCCCGCCCAUUUUCUGUGGGAUCUAGACAUCAAGUUCCAGCGUCUGUAAAGCUGCCUCCGGAGAGGGAAGGUCCUUGUUCCACGUGUAAAUGGGACGAAGAAAUCAGGCCCCACGGCGAGCCUUGUCACAGACUUGGAGGCGCUUCCGUGUCUGUGCCGGGAAGACGCAGCGCGGAGUUCCUCUGUCCCCCGCCACCGGGCAUUGUGUCGGCACUGAGCCGGGCGAGCGAGUGGAGUGUCAAGCACCUAAGGGCGAAGUGGCUUCUUGGGCCGAGUCUGUCCUCCCGUUGAGCCAGAAACGUGGCGUGUGUGCUCUCGAGACUCUCCUGCUGGCCUUUGUCCGUCCGUCCGUCCGUCUGUCUGCCUGCCAAGGGGAGGCGAGCGAGGCCUGGGUUUUCUGGGACUGACCGGAGCAGUCCUUGGAGCAGUCGUGUCACCUCGGUGAUGUGUGUCUCGUUCCUGACCCCUCCCUGUCCUCGGGAACAUUCCUUCCCAUCCCCCACGACAGCCCGACACCUCGCCCCUGAGGCGGUGGAAGCACAAAGAAACUGUCAGCGCCUGUUCUCCCGGAGACCGUGUUCCUCAGCACCCCCCCCCCCAGCCUCGUCACCCUCCCAGAGCAGUGCUGUGCCGGCCCCGGGGACGCGGGCCCUGGAGUGUGUGUGGGGGGGGUGUGGGGGUCAUGCCAUGGCCCUGGCCUCUGUCGUGCACCCCAUGUGGGUGACCACUCUGCCACCGCCCCCCCUCCAUCCUGCGAGGCUGGCUGGGGGCAGCUACUCCAGGCCCGUCGCCUGCCCUGGGAGUCAGCUGCAGCCACAGCGCCCCCGAGAGAACCGCCGAGGGGCCCCGGAGGCCGCCCCUGCCCGCGAGCUCCCGGCCGCCGGAGGGUCAGCUCAGGCCUGCGGCUCUCCCUGAGUGCGUCCACCCUGGAAACCAAAAGUGCCCUUCUUCAUCCUCGGAGACGCCUCGCUCUUGCAUCCACCUUCCCAGACAGAGCCGUCUCGCCCACCACGCGGGGAGGGAACCCACGAUAGGAUCACUGCAUCCCAACGGAUGAGAUCACUGCAUCCCAACAGAUGAGAUCACUGCAUCCCAACGGAUGAGAUCACUGCAUCCCAACAGAUGAGAUCACUGCAUCCCAACAGAUGAGAUCACUGCAUCCCAACACUGCUUUCCGCAGAGGUGGAGGUGGCGAGCUGGGGGAGGGGAGGGAGGAGGCUCGCCAUCCCUCUAAGAGGAGUACCUCGGGGGGAAGGAGCCGUGUGUGUGUGUGAAGGAGCCUGUGAUGGCAGCCCUCCGGGAGACGGGAGACGGAGCGGAGAGGCGCUCCGAGAGGAGUUCAUCCAUUUCAAAUAAACGUUUUCCAAAGGAGCUGGAUUUUUGACCUGACCUUCCAUUCUGACACUUGGCUGCAUAGUAGAACUUCUUUUUAUCUUCUUCAUGUAAGUGAUUGUUGUUCCUGGGUUUAAAGAAAAAACAAAAAACUCGUCUUUCUGGGUUGGAUUUUUGAGCUCGUAUGCAAAUCCUAAGCACAGUUCCAGUCGUGAAGUGCGCUGACCUUUGUGUUGGGGCCGUGCAGGGCUGUUUGCUGGCUGCCUUGGGCCUGCCUCAGAAGCAGACGCAAAAAUGUGGCAGGUCCUCCACUGACUGGUUUUCAUUUCUUCAUGGGUGUCGUGUAGCCAAACCAGGCCACAUCUUUUUUUUGGGGGAAAUCCUAAACUUUCAUGUCAGUAAACGCUCUGUCUCCUUCUGCCUUCUGAUCAACCCCCCAAAGUAUUUGUUUUUGCAGCUGCAUUUUAAGCGUGGCUGAUAUUUUUUUUUCCUCCCUGCCAAGUUAUGAAAACAAUUUUUUGCAUGGCCUCUCUCUAACCCAGAAAGCAUGCUCACUACCUAUGCAAGCAACUAAUAAAAGAGAUAGACAACACUAAAUGCAAGUUUUUCUUAAAAAAAAAAAAAGCUACUUCGAUUACGGAGCUCUAUUUUUGAACUUGUAAUUUUUUUAAAUGUGGCUUAAUCAUCUGUAGAAAAAACAUGAAUGUGCUUUCUUGUUUUGCCUGGCACAUAUUUCUUUGUCCGUUCCCCCCUCCCCCCCUUUGUGGCAAGAGUGCGUGUACAAUAGGUAUUUUUCGAGCAGGCGUGGAACGGAGUACGUGGGGGCACACGGGUUUAUAUACUGUAUUUAGCCUGAAGACUUUCUUAAAAGUAUUUUGUUCUAAAAAUAACCUGCCAUUUUCUAUAGAUUUUAAUUUUUUAUACCUCCUAGGGUUCUAUCGUGGUCACAAGACGAGAAUGUGGCUUCUAAUCAGUGCUCGCGAUUUUCAGAUGCUUUUGUAGCUACCGCGCUGUCUGGGACGUCUCGGGAGCCUUCCAGCCCCUGUCGGGGGGCUCAGCUGGGGGGUCACGGGGGAGCAGCAGUGGCCGGCUCGUAGGUCCGCCCCAUGUUCAUUGAAGGCGGGCAUUUCCAGUUUGGGGGCCCGGGGGGACCCAGAGGCCCGUCUGAGGGGAACUCUCUAGCUCUCACACACCCGCUCGCCCUCACCUUUUUUUUUUUUUUUUUAACCCUGUUCAUCCUCUGCUGACUGAGCACUCCAGGCGCAUCAGGAGAAGGGCCAGAAACUUCUGGGCUCCACUCCUCGGCUUCUGGUCCAGUCUGGGCAAGGGUGACUUCCCGGGGUGGCCGGGCCUUCCGGAGCACCCCCUGCCAUUGUGAUGCAUGGUCAGAAUCGGGGCCGCCCCCCCACUUGGUUGAGCACUGCGGUCAGAGUCCCUGCCACCCAGGUGCUCAGGGGCACCCCGGUCCUCUGCGACGGGGGAGGAAACGACCCCCUCCCUGUGGAGAGACACCCGUGUCAGCCUCUGGGAUCGGGGUCCCUCUCUCUAGGGAGGCCCGUGUCGUGGAGGCUGGCCCAGCGCCUGCCAGAGGAGUGGCGUUCAGGGAGGGCCCCGCGGGCUGGCGGGGAGGUCGUCUCCCGGCCACUGUGUCUCCCAGCUGCCACUGAGGAGCCCGCCCCUGCGGGUAGGGACGCCUGGCGCCCGGGCCACGGGGAGAACCGCCUCCCCACCUCAUUCUUCGCUGACACCAUUGGUGGUUUUGUUUCCGCACGAAUGGGAGCAUUUCAGUUGGGAGUUGUGGGUUUUGUGUCUUUUACUUUUUUUUUUUGUGGGUUUUUGUUUGUUUCUGUUUGUUUGGGGUAACAGUAUUUUAUCAUGUCAUCGAAAAACUUCAGUGAGACCCAGAGCGUUGUCGGCAGAGCCUGGCCACCUGGGGAGACUUGCUCUGGCCCCCGUCGUCCCAGAGCACGGGGACCGAGCAGCCCGCCGUGCUCCGGGGCUGGCGUCAGGUACCCAGGGCAGACACAAGAGAAGCUGAGUGGGGGUUGGAAAAAUCGGAGUCGGAAACGCUCUGGAUGGGGCGGCCCGGGCCAGGGCCACCUGUGGUCGUGAACACGCAAUAUGAACUUUCUAGGUGCUAUCCUUGGUGUGGGUGUUGUGGGGGCGCUGGAGGGGGGGUGCGCGGGGGCACCUGUUUGGGAAGGGGGUCACGGCGCUUCUGAGGCUUGGGAGGGUUGGGAUGUCCAUCGGCCGACCCCAGGGCAUUUGCUCGCCAACGGUGCCCCACCAGUGGUUCGGAAGGGGACUCGAGCCUCGUGACAAAAACAACUCCUUGCUGGAAACCUGAGGUUUCACACUGGAAUGUCUGUCGCCUCGAAAGCCGCCCGUCCCGCCAUGGGCCCCCGAGUGCUCGGGCCUCUCACUCCCGCUGCCGAGCUCCGGGCUUGCAUUGUCUCUCCUUUGUGAGGGGAGACCUGGGUGUCUCCCGGGGCUGGGAGGAAAAGGGGGUCAAAUGGUUUCAGAGAAGAAGUGCAUGAGGCGCGUCACAGACUUUUUGGUUAUUUAUUUGUAUGUUUUAUUAUUCCAGGUGUAUGCACUUUUAAGAAGCAGAAUUUAUAUUUUUAUGUUGAAAACAUUUUAUUUCUGGAACAGCAGCUGAUUAUUAUAGUCUACAGUUGGAAUUAAGAGAAAAGUGGAAAAAUGUAACUAAAUAUAAUAAAUUUAUUACUUGCUGCCCUCUUCAA
Sorex araneus (European shrew) is the source of this 10521-nucleotide messenger RNA. It is a transcript of the gene USP31, whose product is annotated as ubiquitin specific peptidase 31. Bases 100 to 4107 code for a protein of 1335 amino acids. The transcript is spliced from 16 exons. Gene Ontology annotation, biological process: protein deubiquitination. The record is from RefSeq and is a predicted model, not a curated record. NCBI's taxonomy places the organism in Eukaryota, Metazoa, Chordata, Mammalia, Eulipotyphla, Soricidae. Gene Ontology annotation, molecular function: cysteine-type deubiquitinase activity.